UCUGAGACCCAAGGUUAUUCACUCUCUUACCAAGGAGACGAGAGCGACGAUUGGGGAGAGGACGGAUAAGAAAAGCCUCUGCUCACCGGCUGCUUCGACUUCAUUUGAGAGUGCAUUUCCCCCAUUGCAGGUUGUCCUUCUUGGAUCAGAGUAGUGGCCAUGGCCUGGUGCUCAUUCGCAGACGCUUCCUCCUGCCACCGGGCGGCGCUGUUGAGAUCAAAGUCAUUGCCGUGGAUCUUUUCAUCUGCAAGAAGAACCCAGCGUAAUAAACCUUCAAGAUUCUCGAGGGAAACUUGAAAUGCAGAUGGACACCACAGGGUGAAAACCGAGCCGGGAGGCCACAAGCCACCUGGUCCUGGUAAUGGUCAAAGCUGUCCGAUAUUAACUUCAACCUGGGGAUGGAGAGAAGGCGCAGCACACCAUGGACGCAACAAAAUGGAGGGAUACCAAUUGUGUCCCUAUAAUACCCCUAAAAGGAAAAGGGAAUAACCUGAGCAAACCCAUGAUGGAUAUGGUCCGGGUUGCUACGUGGCUCUGGAAGGGGAGGGGCUCUGCGUAUCCGAGCGUUGCUAUUGGCUCCAGAGUCUGCACGGUGGAGAGGGGGGUACCUCUAAUCAUAUCCAGCAUGUUUUGCACAAGAAAUGUCAACCAGAAAGGGCUAUCUUCUCCCCUCGCCAAAAUACACCACAAUAAUGGCAUGCUCGGACAGCCCCGCAGGAAACGCGUUUUUUGUGGAUUCUCUGAUCAGCGGCCGGACCGAGGGUGGAGGGGGACACUACUACCCGGGCAGCAGCGUGUGUCUGCCCCAUAACGCCGCAUCAGAGGUGUCUUACGGGCUACAGAACUGUGGAUACUUCCCAGGUAUAGGCAAGCGGAGCGACGCAGGUCCCCAAAACAUGAUGUCUGCCGCGUCAGGCGCGUAUGUGUCAGGCAUGGAGAUGUGGAUGGACGCGCAGAGGUCGUGCCGAAUGGACCAGCAACAAACUGUGGGUCCCCAGGUCGCGCCCUGCUCGUUCCCGCCGAGCAUUAAGGAGGAGAGCGCGUACUGUCUCUACGAGCCGCAGAAGUGCCCCAAAGCCUCGACCGCCGAAGACCUGACAUACUCCAGGCUAACCACGACAGGCCCAGGCUCGUGCACAGUCACCGACGGCGGCGGUGGGGGUUCUGUACCAGUGCCUGGCUACUUCCGCUUGUCUCAGAUGCACGCACACUCUCAUAAAGUUUACCACGGCGCCCAAUCGAACCCCUCUCAUUCCCACUUUGGCCUACACCCCCCUGCACAUACUCGCUUCCAAACCCCGACCCCCCCACCGUCCUCAGUCUUAGCCUGUUCAGCCACGGCGGCUUACAAGAGAAGAGACACCGAGGAGGCUCUGUCUUCCGGUACCGCGUCCCAGCCCCAGCAGACGCACGCCCCACUGGGGGACGAGGAGGCACGAGCGUCCUCCGACGCGGAACCUUCAUCUCCCGAGGAAGCUGAAGAGGAGCUCGAGAAGGAGAAGCCAGCGAAAACACCUAAAGGAGACACAGAAAGCGAAUGCACGGCCAACUGGCUAACAGCAAAAAGCGGACGGAAGAAACGUUGCCCAUACACCAAGCACCAAACACUGGAGCUCGAGAAGGAGUUCCUCUACAACAUGUACCUGACUCGCGAGCGUCGCCUAGAGAUCAGUAGGAGCGUGCACCUGACGGACAGGCAGGUCAAAAUAUGGUUCCAGAAUCGCAGAAUGAAACUGAAGAAAAUGACACGGGAAAACAGGAUUCGUGAGCUCACGUCAAAUUUUGGUUUCUCGUGAUAACUUUGAAUGUUUUCAACAAGCUUU
Messenger RNA from Oncorhynchus gorbuscha (pink salmon), 1823 nucleotides. Its product is annotated as homeobox protein Hox-A10-like. Bases 642 to 1796 code for a protein of 384 amino acids. The record is from RefSeq and is a predicted model, not a curated record. Gene Ontology annotation, biological process: regulation of transcription by RNA polymerase II. Gene Ontology annotation, molecular function: DNA-binding transcription factor activity, RNA polymerase II-specific; RNA polymerase II cis-regulatory region sequence-specific DNA binding. Lineage: Eukaryota; Metazoa; Chordata; Actinopteri; Salmoniformes; Salmonidae. The transcript is spliced from 4 exons. Gene Ontology annotation, cellular component: nucleus.